Messenger RNA from Tupaia belangeri chinensis (Chinese tree shrew), 2923 nucleotides. RefSeq names its product endoplasmic reticulum to nucleus signaling 2 (gene ERN2). The record is from RefSeq and is a predicted model, not a curated record. The transcript is spliced from 22 exons. Gene Ontology annotation, molecular function: RNA endonuclease activity; ATP binding; protein serine/threonine kinase activity. Gene Ontology annotation, cellular component: IRE1-TRAF2-ASK1 complex. Lineage: Eukaryota; Metazoa; Chordata; Mammalia; Scandentia; Tupaiidae. Bases 37 to 2808 code for a protein of 923 amino acids. Gene Ontology annotation, biological process: intrinsic apoptotic signaling pathway in response to endoplasmic reticulum stress; IRE1-mediated unfolded protein response; protein phosphorylation.
GGGACCUGGCCCCGCCGUGCGGCUGUCCGCGGGGGUAUGGAGAGCGUGGCUGAGGAGUCGGGUCGGUGCCCCCAGUUCAGUUUCCUGCUCCAACUCGCCGCGCUGCUCGGGAUGUUCGGACCACAGGUCCAGACUCUCAGGCCAGACAGCCUCCUGCUUGUGUCCACCCUGGAUGGAAGUCUCCACGCACUGAGCAAGCAGACAGGGGACUUGAAGUGGACACUGAAGGAUGAUCCCAUUAUCCAAGGACCAAUGUAUGUCACAGAAAUGGCCUUUCUGUCAGACCCAGCUGAUGGCAGCCUUUAUGUCUUGGGGACCCAGAAACAACAGGGAUUAAUGAAACUGCCAUUCACCAUCCCGGAACUGGUUCACGCCUCUCCCUGCCGCAGCUCUGAUGGGGUCUUCUACACAGGCCGGAAGCAGGAUGCCUGGUUUGUGGUGGACCCUGAGUCAGGGGAGACCCAGAUGACACUGACCACAGAGGGCUCCUCUACCCCCCGUCUCUACAUCGGCCGGACACAGUACACGGUCACCAUGCAUGACCCGAGGACCCCAGCCCUGCGCUGGAACACCACCUACCGCCGCUACUCAGCACCCCUGCUGGAUGGCUCACCGGGGAAAUACAUGAGCCACCUGGCAUCCUGUGGCAUGGGCCUGCUGCUCACUGUGGACCCAGGAAGUGGGAUGGUGCUGUGGACACAGGACUUGGGCGUGCCAGUGAUGGGCAUCUAUGCCUGGCAUCAGGAUGGCCUGCACCAGCUACCGCAUCUCACACUGGCUCGGGACACACUGCAUUUCCUCGCCCUCCGCUGGGGCCACAUCCGACUGCCUGCCGCAGGCUUCCAGGACACAGCCACCCACUUCUCUGCCCUGGACACCCAGCUGCUGAUGACACUGUAUGUGGGAAAGGAUGAAGCUGGCUUCUAUGUCUCUAAAGCACUGGUUCACACAGGAGUGGCCCUAGUGCCUCGUGGACUGACCCUGGCCUCCACGGAUGGUCCCACCACAGAUGAGGUGACACUCCAAAUCUCAGGAGAAAGAGAGGGCUCACCCAGUACUGCUGUCAGAUACCCCUCAGGCAGCAUGGCCCUCCCUAGCCAGUGGCUACUCAUUGGACACCAUGAGCUACCCCCAGUCCUGCAUACCACCAUGCUGAGGGUCCAUCCCACUCCAGGGAGUGGGGCUACAGAGACAAGAACCCCAGAGAUCACCCAGGCCCCAGCUCUCUUCUUGGAGCUUCUAAGCCUGAGCCGGGAGGAACCUUGGGACCCAGAGUUGCAUCCUGAAGAGAAAACUCCAGACUCUCAUCUGGGGCUGGGACUCCAAGACCUACUGGCAGCUAGCCUCACUGCUGUCCUCCUGGGAGGGUGUGUGCUCCUCCUGAUGAGACAGCAGCAACUGGCAGAGAAGCAGCAACAGAGCCCCCUAGCUCCUGAAGACCAUCCUCACAUCUCACAGGAUGCUCAGUCCCAGCCCUCAGGGGCCACCCCACAGAGCCAGAGGAUGCUUCAAAGCCCCUUGGAGCAAGCCCUGCCACUAGACGACCUUGAAGCCGAGCAGCUCACUGUGGUGGGGAAGAUUGCCUUCAACCCCAAGGACGUGCUGGGCCGUGGGGCAGGUGGGACUUUCGUUUUUCGGGGACAAUUUGAGGGACGGGCAGUGGCUGUGAAGCGGCUCCUCCGUGAAUGCUUCAGCCUGGUUCAGCGGGAGGUCCAACUACUGCAAGAGUCUGACAGGCACCCCAAUGUGCUCCGCUACUUCUGCACGGAGCGGGGACCCCAGUUCCACUACAUUGCUCUGGAACUCUGCCAGGCCUCAUUGCAGGAGUACGUGGAAAACCCCAACCUAGAUCACUGGGGCCUGGAGCCGGAGAUGGUGCUACAGCAGCUGAUGUCUGGCCUGGCUCACCUGCAUUCACUACACAUAGUGCACCGAGACUUGAAGCCAUGCAACAUUCUCAUCACCGGACCCGACAGCCAGGGUCAAGGCAGGGUGGUCCUCUCUGACUUUGGCCUCUGCAAGAAGCUGCCUGCUGGCCGCCAUAGCUUCAGUCUCCGCUCAGGCAUCCCUGGCACGGAAGGCUGGAUGGCGCCUGAGCUCCUGCAGUUCCUGCCCCCAUACAGCCCUACCAGCGCAGUGGACAUCUUCUCUGCAGGCUGCGUGUUCUACUAUGUGCUCUCUGGUGGCCACCACCCCUUUGGUGAGAGUCUUUAUCGCCAGGCAAACAUCCUUGCAGGGGUUCCCUGUCUGGCUCACCUGGAAGAGGCGGCUCAUGACAAGGUGCUUGCCCGGGACAUGAUUGAAGCCAUGUUGAACCCCCUGGCGCAGGCGCGCCCCUCUGCUCACCAAGUGCUGGCCCACCCCUUCUUUUGGAGCAGAGCCAAGCAGCUCCAGUUCUUCCAGGACGUCAGUGACUGGCUGGAGAAGGAGUCUGAGCAGGGGCCCCUGGUGACAGCGCUGGAGGCAGGAGGCUACGCAGUGAUCCGGUGUAACUGGCACAAGCAUAUCUCAGUGCCACUGCAGACAGAUCUGAGAAGGUUCCGGUCAUAUAAGGGGUCAUCAGUGCGAGACCUGCUCCGUGCCAUGAGGAACAAGAAGCACCACUACAGGGAGCUCCCAGCUGAGGUGCGGCAGGCCCUAGGCCAAGUCCCUGACAGCUUCGUCCAGUACUUCACAGACCGCUUCCCGCAGCUGCUUCUCCACACGCACCGUGCCAUGAGGAGUUGCGCCUCCGAAAGCCUCUUCCUGCCCUACUACCCACCAACCUCAGAGGUCCAGGGAACAUGUCCAGGGGCCGUGGGGAGCUGAGCAGGAGGGAGCCACAGAGGUGACCUCUGUGCCAGCUUACCGAGGAGCUGGGCCUGGGGCUGAGGCUGGGCCCGUGUCAGAAAAGACCAGCAGAGGCUUGGAACCCUGGGGCCAC